Molecule: messenger RNA, 264 nt
Organism: Colletotrichum truncatum
Lineage: Eukaryota; Fungi; Ascomycota; Sordariomycetes; Glomerellales; Glomerellaceae
Source: RefSeq, a predicted model, not a curated record
AUGUUCCAAUGCACCUUCUGUUCUUGUCCAGCGUCCCGUCUGCUUCACUCCACUUCCCCAAGACUUGGCCUUCCUCUUCAUCUUGGCGCACAGCCAUCUUACUUGCUUGGGUUCACCUGUCAACUUUGGGAGCCCUCUCACUCGUUGGUUACCGGCGCCGCGUUGCUUCAACUCGGCCUGUUCUCGAUCCCCUUCCCCCCGACAUACCCUGCCUGCUCUUCGCCGCUGAUAGUCAUGGCCACAUGUAAUCACUGGGUACGAUAG